AUGGACUGCUUCACUUCAGUUCAGUGGAAGGAUGUGUGUGUGGGAGAUGUUCUGCGGCUCCACAAAGACCAGACCGUGCCGGCUGACCUUCUCCUACUGACCACAACCGAGCCCCACAGCCUGUGCUACAUAGAGACGUCCGACAUCGACGGGGAGACUAACCUCAAGAUCCGACAGGCGCUGGCCGUGACCCACCAAGAGUUAAGCUCGGAUCCUAUAGAGCCCAGUCUGCUGGCUUUUGAUGGCCAAGUCUGGUGUGAAGAGCCUAACAGCCACCUGCACUCUUUCAAGGGAGUGCUGGAAUGGAGAGACAUGCGGCACCUGCUGGACACUGGGCAUAUAUUACUGCGAGGGACCGUGCUUCGCAACACCAGAGUUGCAUACGGCUUGACCAUAUACACCGGCUUAGACAGUAAAAUCCUUCAGAACUGUGGUCAGACUGCAGUGAAAACCACGCAGGUGGAGAGGACCCUCAACAAGGUCGUGGUUGGGAUCGUGCUGCUGGUGCUGCUGUUCGCACUGCUCCUGGCUGUGGGUGCUGGAAUAUUUGAGGCCCGUGUUGCCCCCGGCAUUGAGGCGCUGGCUGAGCUGGGGGGGCGCUACACCCCUGUCUACAAAGUUUUCCUCACAUUCUGGGGCUACAUCAUCCUGCUGAGUCCCUCCAUGCCCAUGUCCCUGUACAUCACGUUUGAGCUAGUCCACGUAAUCCACAGCUUGUUUAUUGGCUGGGAUCUGGACCUGUAUGAUGGGGGAGUCGAUGUGCCGGCCCACGCUCGGAGCACGACGCUCAACGAGGAGCUGGGCCAGGUGCGAUACCUCCUUAGCGACAAGACGGGGACCCUCACCGAGAACCGGCUCAUCUUCCGUCAGUGCUGCGUCGCCGGGGUUCUCUACGGAAACAUGCCAGAUAAGGCAAAGAAACAUGAUCCCCUGGACCUGAGCUGGAACCCCUUCUCAUGUGGAGGGCUGCAAUUCUCAGACAAGCGACUGGUAGAUACGCUGCGGAAACCCGGCUCCCCAGAUGUGCGGGAGUUCUUCAAGGCGCUGGCGCUGUGCCACACGGUCAUGGCAGAGUGGAAGGAUGCCGGCGUGUCUGAGGAAGCUUCUGCCGGCGCAGGGGCUCCGGUGUACCAGGCGGCGUCCCCCGACGAGGAGACCCUGGUGGGGGCCGCCCGCGAGCUGGGAUGGGUGUUUUUGUCGAGGACACGCGACUCCAUGACGCUGAGCGAGCUGGGACACAGGCGACAGUAUCAGCUCCUGGCGCUACUCGACUUCACCAGCCAGAGGCGCCGUAUGUCAGUGCUCGUGCGAGACCCUGAGGGGGAGCUGAAGUUGUACUGUAAGGGCGCUGACAUUGUCAUCCUCGAGAGGCUGAGGAAGGACAGUACGUACUGCGAGAGCACAGAAAAAGCGUUGGAAGUCUUCUCGCAGGGCUGCCUGAGGACGCUGUGCGUGGCGGUGCGCUCCGUGCAGGAGGGAUUAUGGGAAGAGUGGAGCCGUGCCCUGGAACUGGCUGCCAUGACGACGGGCGCGUCGGACGACCUGUAUGACAACAUGGAAAGGGAGUUAACUCUGUUGGGGGUCACCGCCAUCGAGGACCAGCUGCAGGUGGGGGUCCCAGAGACCAUCGCCACUCUCCGGCAGGCUGGCAUCAAGGUGUGGGUGCUGACGGGUGACAAGAAAGAAACCGCGGUGAACGUCGGCUUCGCCUGCAGGCUGCUGGACCCGGGCACCCGACUACUGCAAGGAGAGGAGCUGAGACAGCUGCUGCAAACUCCCAGCCCGGAAAUCCCCCUGGACGGAGGCCAUGGGAAGGGCAAAGGAGCCGGGAACAGGACAAGCGCGAUGGUCAUCACUGGGCCUGAACUGGUGGAGUUUGAGGAGCAACCGGAGUUGGGCAAGCGCUUCAUCGCCCUCUCCAGGCAGUGCCAGGCGGUGCUGUGUUGUCGGACGACACCAAGCCAGAAGGCAGGAGUGGUCCAGCUCAUCAGGAAGUACACCUCGUCCAUCACCAUGGCGAUUGGAGAUGGUGCCAACGAUGUAAACAUGAUUAAGACGGCUCAUAUUGGUGUUGGUCUGAAUGGAUUGGAGGGCGGCCAGGCGGUACAGAAUGCUGACUUCUCAUUGGCCAAGUUCCACUUCCUGCGCAAGCUGCUGCUCGUUCACGGACGCUGGUCAUACCGGCGCAUCAGUGUCUUCCUGCGCUACUUCCUGUACAAGACCAGCUCCUUCGCCUUCGUGCACGUCUGGUUCGCGUUUUGUAACGGCUUCAGUGGACAGCCUAUGUAUGAGACCUGGUUCAUCACACUCUACACCGUCCUGUACACAUCCUUCCCUGUGCAGUGCCUCGCUGUGUUUGAGCAGGAUGUGAGCGCGGAGGGCAGCCUCCGUUGGCCGUCACUGUACCAGCUGGGGGUCGGGCGGCAGCUCUUCAACCCCCGACUGCUGGCUGGGACCUUCCUCUAUUCCAUCUACACCUCGCUGGUCCUCUUCUUCCUCCCCCUGAGUGUCUUCUGCUUCUCGGCCAUCGAUUUUCAGACGUUUUCCAUCACCGUGGCCACAGCGUCCGUGUUCACCAGCACGACUGAGCUCAUCCUCCAGACUGGCUACUGGACCAUGUUCAAUGUGGCAGCAAUAGUUUUCAGCAUGUCUAUGUAUUUCCUGGCGACGCUGAUCCUCCACAGCCCUUUGCUCCAUACGAUUGCGCCGGCCGACUUUUACUUCUUAGGGGCUUUUCAGAACGCCUUUGCCAGCCCCUUGGUAUGGCUGACUGUGCUGCUGACCACCUGCACGGCUGUGCUGCCCUCUCUGGCCGCCCGCGCUCUGCUCCUGGUCCUGAACCCUCCCGACACACAUCGAGUGCACAGCUCAGACGGCGCCAUCCAGACGGAGCGACACCUGGAGCUGCGGCCGGCCUUCAGACGCGGCCACGUCCGCCGCCGCUCUUCUUACGCCAUGUCGCAGGGCCCUGGAUUCGGCUGGCUCAUCACCUCUGGCGUCGCACUUGACAAAACCUCCGCGACCCAGAGUGACAGAGUGGAUAUCAACAAGAUCGAGAUGGACUUUGCCACCAAGAUGCAAAUGCAUGUUCCUCAGGCUGACCACAGCCAAGAGAGCGCAGGAUGUGGUCAGACAGAGUUGACAGCAGAUGCAGUUGAUCUCUGAGUGCAUCUUUCCGCAGCCCGAUGUCAUUCAGAAGUAAUUACUCUGAAUAUUACUGUGGUAUUGCGCUGCUGUCUAUGCCAGCUUUCAUACAGGUUUCAUCCAUCCAUCCAUCCAUCCAUCUUCUAUACCUUCUUGUCCUAUGCAGGGUCGUGGGGGUCACAGAAGCUACGGGCACAAUGCAGGGAAUAACCCAGGAUUGGGUAUCAACCAUCUCAGGGCAUGUACACACACCAUGCACACACACCCUGCACACACACACCCUGCACACACACACCCUGCGCACACACACCCUGCACACACACACCCUGCACACACACCCUGCACACACACUUUUCGAUACACAAAUAUUUCUUUGAUAAACAUUAAAGGAACCCCCCCACACCCAAAUCUAAAAAUAUAUUUGAGGGAUUCCCCACCUGGUGUAAAAAUAUUAAAGGACCCCCCUUUCCCCCCCCGCCCUUCCCUAGCCCAUCCUUAGUUCGUAGUGAACA
Paramormyrops kingsleyae is the source of this 3656-nucleotide messenger RNA. NCBI's taxonomy places the organism in Eukaryota, Metazoa, Chordata, Actinopteri, Osteoglossiformes, Mormyridae. The record is from RefSeq and is a predicted model, not a curated record.